Molecule: messenger RNA, 994 nt
Organism: Tribolium castaneum (red flour beetle)
Lineage: Eukaryota; Metazoa; Arthropoda; Insecta; Coleoptera; Tenebrionidae
Product: regucalcin
Exons: 4
Coding region: 1-909 (302 amino acids)
Biological process (GO): L-ascorbic acid biosynthetic process
Molecular function (GO): gluconolactonase activity; calcium ion binding
Source: RefSeq, a predicted model, not a curated record
AUGCACACAAUCGAGCGAGUUACAGAAGGUUUUAGCCUGGGCGAAGGCCCCCAUUGGGACGCCUCGACCCAGAGCCUUUAUUUUGUCGACGUUUUUGGCCAAAGUAUCGUAAAAUAUGCACCAACCACCAAGAAAGUAACUAAAGCAUCAGUUGCACCAAAAACCGCAUCGUUUAUAAUCCCAGUCGAGGGCGCAAAAGACCAAUUUGUGAUUUCACUAAACAACGAAUUAGUCAUUAUUUUGUGGGACGGCGAGAGUGAUAGUGCAAAAAUCGUGGAGAAGUUGGCGUCAGUUGAUAAUAAAUUCAACGAUGCGAAGUGUGACUCCACGGGCCGUUUGUGGGCCGGGGGACACACUUUGAACGAGAGUGACUUCAUGAACAGUGGGCCUCUGGGCCACUUAUUCUCCCUCGAUUCGAACAAACAGCUAAAGAAAUGUUUGGACAAAAUCCGGGUUGCAAACGGAUUGGCUUUCAACGACAAGGUGAAGAAAAUGUAUUACAUCGACUCUUUGGCAGGGACAGUCGAUUGGUUUGAUUUUGACGUAAACAGCGGCACGAUUUCCAACAGACAAGUCCUGUUCACGUUGAAAAAGCACAACGUGACGGGAAUUGCCGAUGGUAUGACCAUAGACACCGAUGGUAAUCUAUGGGUGGCCGUUUUUGGGGGCAACAGAGUGCUGAAGAUUGAUGGUAACAAAAGUGAAACACUUCUGGACACCAUAAACAUGCCAGCGGAACAAGUCACUUCGGUUGCUUUCGGGGGUCGCAAUUUGGACGAACUGUUUGUGACAACAGGACGCUUUGAAACCGAUGAAAAAAAAUUGCCAGCGCCUGUCAAUGGUGCUACUUAUAGAGUCACGGGGACUGGAGCCAAAGGACUCCCGGGAGUUAGCUUCAAACUCAAUUAAUUUGUGUAUUUCGUUCAAAAUUACAAUGUCACAAAUAGAACAAGGAAACUUGUUAGAUAAUAAAGUGUGUAAGCACUAGACCCAG